CGGCUCGGCUCAACGCUGCAAACAUCGCAUCAUCCUCCUCCCAUCGCCAUCUUCAUCGCGGGCCAGCCCAAUUUACCUACAACUGCUACCUUCUCCUCCCGUGUGACAUACACGCACGCACGCACGCACACUCACUUCCCACCCUCUUCAGCCAUCCCAACCCCUCAACCGAACCACGCGCGGCCCGCCAUCCCGUCCACCCGCUCCUCACCCCCUUCAUUCCUCGGCCGAACAAAACGAAAAAAACGACGCGAAACAAGGGGAACAGGCGACGAAUGGACGACCCGGCGGCGAGCCCCGUGCCCGCUGCUAGCGGCACCGCUGCUGCGUCGGCUGGCGCCCCCGAGCCCGACCCCGCGCCGCCGCAGGCCAAUGUCGUCGAUGCCCCUCAGCCAGUUGGCGUCGCCGAGUCUCGUGAGCCAGUCGCUGGAGACGAAGCCGUCGUUGGGCCCGAAUCGGCUGCGGUCGGGUCGUCUGCUGCCUCUGCCACUGCUGCCUCUGCCCCGGCGCCGCCGCCGACGCCGCCGCCAGCCGUGACGCCGAACCCAACUCCGACAACAGCGACGAAGACGACGACGACGACGACGACACCGACAGCGGCGGGCCACCACGGCCACAAGAGUCACGAGCACCCCGCCUCCCCUGCUGCGCUGCGCUUCCCGCACAUCGUCGCGCCCUCGUCCUACCUGCGCUUCAACAAGGCCAGCUCCGCCAUGUCGGCCCAAGCCUCAGGCGGCGUUGCUGCUCCUGCCGCCGCUGGUGCUCCGACCGAUGCCCAACACAGACACCCGCCGAGCCCCCUUGAUCGCGACCAGCAGCAGGGCAUCAGGGCGAUCCGUGACUUCCUCAAGGUCCGCACCAGCUACGAUGUCCUGCCUCUCUCGUUCCGCCUCAUCGUCCUCGACACGGGGUUGCUCAUUAAGAAGAGCCUCAACAUCUUGACCCAAAACUCAAUUGUGUCGGCUCCCCUUUGGGACUCAGACACGUCUCGGUUCGCGGGCAUCCUGACGGCCACCGACUACAUCAACGUGAUCCAAUACUACUACCAGUUCCCCGACGAGAUCAGCAAGCUGGACCAGUUCCGCCUGAGCAGCCUGCGAGACAUCGAAAAGGCCAUCGGCGCGAUACCCAUAGAGACCGUUUCCGUCCACCCCUCUCAGCCCCUCUAUGAGGCAUGCCGACGCAUGCUCAAGACGCGCGCGCGCCGAAUCCCCCUUGUCGAUGUCGAUGAUGAGACGGGUCGGGAGACAGUUCUCUCCGUCAUUACUCAGUACCGAAUCCUCAAGUUUAUAGCCGUCAACAAUGAGCAAAACACCGUCAUGCUCAAAAAGUGCGUCCGUGACAUCAACCUCGGCACCUACACCAACCUGGCGACGGCUCGCAUGGACAGCACCGUCCUCGACGCCAUCCACCUCAUGGUCGAACACAACAUCAGCUGCAUCCCCAUCGUUGACGCCGAUAAUCGGGUCCUCAACGCCUUCGAGGCCGUCGACGUCAUCCCCUGCAUCAAGGGUGGCGCGUACGAGGAGCUUGACGGCUCCAUCGGUGAGGCUCUCUGCAAGCGGCCGGAUGAGAGCCCGGGCAUCUACACGUGCGGCGAGGGCGACAGGCUAGACAGCAUUUUUGAUACGGUGCGCAAGAGCCGAGUUCACAGGCUCGUCGUGGUGGACGACGAUAACCGGCUCCGCGGCGUCAUCUCCUUGUCCGACAUUCUCAAGUACGUCUUGCUGGAAGGCGAGGAAGACUCUGGCCCCCAAACGUGAGGACGCUUGCUCCCCCACCGGGCCGGGGCAGAGGAUGGAUAUCUGAGGAAGCCGAGACCAAGUGCUGGUUUCGGGCAGGGGCGGGGGCAGAUGCAUGCUGCGGCGUACCGGAAUCUCGAGGCUUUGUACUGGAAUACCAAUGGUUGGCAUAAUGCGCUGCCGGCCGACGAUAGACUUGGGCUUUGGAACAAUGCAAUGGAUCUGACGUUUCCCUUCUCGAUUUUUUUUUGAAUGCCCCUAUGCUUGCUGAUGGACUGCAUGAGCCG
Molecule: messenger RNA, 2029 nt
Organism: Purpureocillium takamizusanense
Lineage: Eukaryota; Fungi; Ascomycota; Sordariomycetes; Hypocreales; Ophiocordycipitaceae
Gene: SNF4
Product: AMP-activated serine/threonine-protein kinase regulatory subunit
Exons: 4
Coding region: 276-1763 (495 amino acids)
Source: RefSeq, a predicted model, not a curated record